UGCUGAGGCUAUGUGACGUCACGCAGCAGUAGAGUUUGAACUGAGUCAAGAUGGCGGAAAACGGCGGACCGAGGAGUCGGCAUUUCUCAACGAUCAACCAUAAAUGCCACAACUUUGAUACAGAUAUGACUGGUGUGGAGGAUGUUCCAUUGUGCCGUCCAGUUCAGGAGUUGAGCUCUUUGGAGGAGUUCAGCCCUGAUACUAAUGGGGUGGCACAAUGUGCCAUCGAGGAGUUUGAACCCGAGGACGACCUGGUUCCAGAGGGGGCUCGACCCAUUCAAAUUGUGCUAGCUAGUGAGGAUGAUCAUAAGUUUGAGUUGGAUGAUGUUGCACUAGAAAAAAUCCUGAUGCAGGAACAUGUGAGGGAUCUUAAUGUGGUUGUGCUGUCUGUGGCCGGUGCCUUCCGCAAAGGCAAGUCAUUCCUACUGGACUUCAUGCUACGUUACAUGCACAACCAGUCAUCUGAGUCAUGGAUGGGAGGAGAUGAUGAGCCACUGACUGGUUUUUCCUGGAGAGGAGGCUGUGAGAGAGAGACCACAGGCAUCCAGGCCUGGAGUGAGGUGUUUGUUGUGAAAAAGGAAGAUGGAACUAAGGUGGCUGUGUUGUUAGUGGACACUCAGGGAGCCUUUGACAGUCAGUCUACCAUCAAGGACUGUGCCACUGUUUUUGCACUAAGCACCAUGACCAGCUCUGUGCAGGUUUAUAACCUUUCCCAAAAUAUCCAAGAAGAUGAUUUACAGCAUCUCCAGCUUUUCACAGAAUAUGGUCGACUUGCAAUGGAGGAGAUCUACGAAAAACCAUUUCAGAAACUACUGUUUUUGAUAAGAGACUGGUGUUACCCUUAUGAGCAUGAGUAUGGACUUGAGGGAGGGAAUCUCUUUUUGGAGAAGAGACUACAGGUGAAGCAGAAUCAACACGAGGAGAUGCAGAAUGUCAGGAAGCACAUCCACGCUUGUUUCUCCAGCAUUAGCUGCUUUCUUCUGCCACAUCCAGGUCUGAAGGUGGCCAUCAACCCUCACUUUGAUGGCAGACUUAAAGACAUUGACAGGGAUUUUAAGAAUGAGCUGCAAAAUCUAGUUCCCUUACUGCUGGCACCUGAAAACUUGGUAGAGAAGGAGAUCAAUGGAGCCAAAGUCACAUGCAGAGACUUGCUGGAGUACUUCAAGGCAUACAUCAAAAUCUAUCAAGGUGAGGAGCUUCCACAUCCUAAAUCCAUGCUACAGGCAACCGCUGAAGCGAACAACCUGACAGCUGUCGCUGGAGCAAAAGACACCUAUAGCAAAACCAUGGAGCAGAUAUGUGGAGGAGACAAACCGUACAUCGCCCCAGUUGACCUCCAGCGCUAUCACGACGAGUUUAAGAAGACCUCUGUUCAACAGUUUUGUGCCGUGAAGAAAAUGGGUGGCAUAGAGUUCUGUCAGCGCUACCAGCAGCAGUUAGAGACAGAGCUGGAUGAAGUGUACACCAAUUUUGUGAAAAACAAUGAAAGCAAGAACAUUUUCUAUGCAGCGAGAACGCCAGCCACACUGUUUGCAGUCAUGUUUGUUACCUACAUGGUCUCCACGAUAACAGGCAUCAUUGGCUUAACAGCGAUCGCGGCUCUGGCGAGUCUCGUGAUGGGGGUGACGCUGCUCGCAUUGUGUGCCUGGGCGUAUGUCAGAUACUCGGGGGAGUAUAGAGAAGUGGGUGUGGCUAUAGACCUUACAGCAGAGGCCUUGUGGGAACAGGUGCUGAAGCCACUUACUGAGCAAUACAUGGAAGAAAAUGUCAGACAGACUGUUGUGAACUCUAUAAGAGCCACUCUAACUGAUCAGGUGAAACAAACUGCAAAGUUGAAGACCAACUGAGAGUUUGCUGUGCCUGCUCUGUCCAUUGUGUGAACAAUCAGUGCUUUUAUCUUGUGUACAUUUUAUUUGUGAUGUUUGGUCAUUUAGACUGGUGAUUCUAAACAAAGUUUACAGCAGCAUUUACCCUGACAAAUUAUACACACAAACACGCAAGAACAUUAACUUGAAUCGAAAAUUUCAAUGCAUUUGUAAAGUUAUUAGGUUAACAUGCAUGUUUGGAUUUUUCUUGGUUGAAAGGUUAUUCUGGCAAGCACACUUUUAUCAGUCAAUUUGAACACAAGAUCUUUAAUCCCUUAAUUGCAUAAUGGUUCAGUUACAGCUUUUUAAAGUGCACCAUCCAUAACCUUUAUUCCAUAUUACACAUUUUUGGGAGAUUUGCCUUCUACCACAGUUACCACAAUCAGUUUUUGCAGGAUUUCUUGUGACAUACUUUUAGAGCCAUUUAGGAAUGCUGAAGUUGUAAAUCCAUCCAAAACACCCCUUUAGCGGGCCUCAUUCUGUACAGUGUAGUUUUAGAUUGUAUCAUAGUCUCAUGCAUGUAAAUGAGUGCACAAAUAUCACUGUGUAGAACAUAAGGGGUAUAAUUUACAGUCAAAUGUUUUGAAAUGAAUAUGAAUGUGACAUUCUACUUGCCUUUAUCAUUUGUUGUACUUAUCCAGGAGCACCUUUCAUUGUGCACAUCUUUGUGAUGCAUGGGAGUGCUCAUGGCAUAACUUUUGUCUUUUCAGGUUAUGUCAUGUAAUUUAUUUUUUAAAUGAUUAAAAUAUUAAA
This is a messenger RNA of Xyrauchen texanus (razorback sucker), 2618 nucleotides long. It is a transcript of the gene atl2, whose product is annotated as atlastin GTPase 2. Gene Ontology annotation, molecular function: GTPase activity; GTP binding. The transcript is spliced from 13 exons. The record is from RefSeq and is a predicted model, not a curated record. Gene Ontology annotation, biological process: endoplasmic reticulum organization; protein homooligomerization. Lineage: Eukaryota; Metazoa; Chordata; Actinopteri; Cypriniformes; Catostomidae. The coding region runs from base 51 to 1847 and encodes 598 amino acids.